Molecule: messenger RNA, 867 nt
Organism: Bursaphelenchus xylophilus (pine wood nematode)
Lineage: Eukaryota; Metazoa; Nematoda; Chromadorea; Rhabditida; Aphelenchoididae
Source: the annotation of a GenBank genome assembly
AUGAGUUGCUCAAUCGUAGUUGUUGAUUGUAAUUCGAGCAGUUGGGGUCAGCUAAUUGAGAAAUGGGGAUCGGAUAAGUUAUUGAAGAAAGUAAUCGGCUCCUUGAUCAUAUUGGCCAACUCACAUCUCCCCCUUUCUGCCGGGAAUCGAAUGCUGUUGGUGGCAGCUGGAUCUUGUCUCCAAAAUAAGGUCCUUUUCUCUUCUGAAUUUAUUUCCAAGUCGGUUUCCGUUGCUUCGGAGAUUGAUGCAAACAUCCGGAAGGCAAUUGAAAUGUCAGCCAGGUCGUCGGAGUCAUUCACUCAUACCAAUUAUUCCAGUUCUUUUGCAUUGGCUGUUUGUCGUAAGUAAUUUUAAUUUAAUUUAUUUUGUUCUUAGACUACAAUCGCUUCAAAAGAGAGAACCCGAAAGCCGAUGGGAGGAUAAUUGUCCUCAAUAUGUCUCCAGAAUCUCAUGCCGAACAAUCCAAACUGAUGAAUCUGUUUUUGGGAGCUCAACAACAGAAUCUUUGUAUUCAUGUGGCCUCUUUAUCCUUGACAAAUCCGAUGUUAAGACAAGCCAGUGAUGUGACCGGAGGAGUUCAUAGAGAGAUUCAGACGGUCGAUGACCUCCCUGAUUUCUUUACAGUAAGUGUGCAUGUCGUAUUCUUAUUUGGAGUUCUAGAGAUAUUGUUUGGGGAACUCAAAAGAAGCCCAGGACGCAUUUGCGAUCAAAAACUUCGAGAAGAUUGAUUACCAGGCCUCGUGUUUCUGCCACAAUCGGCCCGUCUCCUUGGGGUUCGUGUGUUCAGUAUGUCUGGCCGUUCAUUGUCAAUAUAUCCCGAUAUGUGUUGCAUGUGGAACGGCCUUCAAAGUGGCUCGAAAGAAGUAA